Messenger RNA from Chrysochloris asiatica (Cape golden mole), 165 nucleotides. RefSeq names its product progressive rod-cone degeneration (gene PRCD). The coding region runs from base 1 to 165 and encodes 54 amino acids. Gene Ontology annotation, cellular component: photoreceptor outer segment membrane. Gene Ontology annotation, molecular function: opsin binding. The transcript has 3 exons. NCBI's taxonomy places the organism in Eukaryota, Metazoa, Chordata, Mammalia, Afrosoricida, Chrysochloridae. The record is from RefSeq and is a predicted model, not a curated record.
AUGUGCACUACCUUCUUCUUGCUCAGCACGUUGGCCCUGCUCUGUCGUCACCUAUGUGCCAACCGGGUGGAACCAGAGCCCAGCAGUGUGGAUGGGGAGGUGGUCAGCACCGGCUUGGACCCAGACCACCAGGCAUCCGGCAGGGAGAAAGAACCUCUGAAGUAA